CAAAAGUGAGUGAAAUAGAACAGUUUCGUAUUCAAUUUUGGGGGGGGGGGGGAACGGCAAUGGAUCAAAACAUACGAGUUUGUAAUAAGCUGCAUUCGUAAAUUGGGCCCAAACCACGAAUAAGGCGUGCUUGCACAGCCCAGGUUUAGUCCUUAUAACUCCAACAGAUCAAUAAAACCCUAGCGAUAUCGUCCCUUCCGAAUCUUGGUCGAGCUCGUCUGCUCCAUUAAACAGACGAAAAUGCCUUUCAAGAGGUAUGUGGAGAUCGGGAGGGUCGCUAUCCUCAACUACGGCAAGGACUAUGGAAAGCUCGUCGUCAUCGUAGACGUUAUUGAUCAGAACAGGGCCCUCAUUGACGCGCCUGACAUGGUUAGAAGCCAGAUGAACUUCAAGAGGCUUUCACUUACAGAUAUAAAAAUUGACAUAAAAAGGGUCCCAAAAAAGAAGACUUUGAUUGCCGCCUUUGAAGCUGCUGAUGUCAAGAAUAAAUGGGAGAAGAGCUCGUGGGGAAGGAAGUUGAUUGUGCAGAAGAGGAGAGCAGCUCUGAAUGAUUUUGACAGGUUUAAGAUCAUGCUGGCAAAAAUCAAGAAGGCUGGAAUUGUGAGACAGGAGCUCUCAAAGCUUAAGAAGGAAAGCACAGUCUAAGAGUCAUUUUAGUUAUUGAUUGCUGUUUUUUUAGUUCAUAAUCCUCUCGUACCAAAAAGACUAAAUUUGUCUCCAUCUUUCAUGAAAUUUUGUUUUCGACAAUGCUGUGGAUUGUGAGAUCAUACAAAGGGUUUGAUGUACCACAAUUUUGGUAAAACAAUUUUGUAUACUAUUAACAAAUACGGCAUUCCAGCAGGUGAAUGGUUUGGAGUUUAUUUUAGGUGGAACUUAUAUGUAUGUACUCCGUAUAUUUUAAUUCACCAAAUCGGUGGGUAAUGUUGUAUUUCUAGGUUGAAUAAUAAAAACUCAAUUGCUUAGGAAUCUAAGCAGGAAUAAUACUCUGUAUUAUGUUUACACGGAGUUUUGGUCAUGACUCGUCUGCAAAUUCUUGGCCAAUAAAUAAAUUUAUAAUAGAAAAUUAGAAACAAGUCAUACGGAAUAAUUAUGUAACAAUCCAUUUCUGUUAUGGAAUUUUUGAAACGUAACAGAAUAACGUUGAGCCUAUUUUGGAGUGCAAUUGUGCAAACAGGUUUGAUGGUGUUUUAAAAGCUAAA
Messenger RNA from Cuscuta europaea, 1199 nucleotides. The record is from the annotation of a GenBank genome assembly. NCBI's taxonomy places the organism in Eukaryota, Viridiplantae, Streptophyta, Magnoliopsida, Solanales, Convolvulaceae.